CAACUCAUCAGCUCGACCAACACAUUACAUCUACAACAUCAUACUAUCUUAAAUACAAUCAGUCUUUCAAUACCACACACCUAAAUCGCAAUCAUGGUCAAGGUCGGAGAUUCCAUCCCAACUGUCGAGCUCGCCGAGGGCAACCCAGGCCAAAAGGUCAACAUUGCUGCCGAGAUUGGCGAAGGUUCUGGUAUCAUCAUCGGUGUUCCAGCAGCUUUCAGUCCAACAUGCUCUGAUUCUCACGUUCCUGGUUACAUCAUGCACCCAAAGCUUGAGUCCGCAGGAAAGGUCUUUGUUGUAUCCGUCAACGAUGCUUUCGUUAUGAACGCAUGGGGCAAAUCUCUUGACGCAGACAAGAAGAGUGGUAUCCGUUUCCUCGGUGACCAAGACGGAAGCUUCACUCGUGCGUGGGAUCUUGAAUUCCCAGCUGCUCCAUUAUUGGGCACAAACCGAAGCAAGAGAUACGCAAUUGUUAUUGAGGGUGGUAAAGUCAAGAGUGUCAACAUUGAGCCAGAUAACAUUGGACACACUGUCUCCGGUGCCGAUAAGAUUCUUGGAGAGUAAGGAAAGGAUUAAUGAAUGGAUUGGUUUUUGAAUAACAGCUUAUAUGUCAUAUAGACACACGGUCAAAUAUCGUGAGGGGAAACUUUGAGAUUUGGGUUAUGAUAGUUACAAUUGAA
Molecule: messenger RNA, 680 nt
Organism: Botrytis fragariae
Lineage: Eukaryota; Fungi; Ascomycota; Leotiomycetes; Helotiales; Sclerotiniaceae
Product: putative tsa family protein
Exons: 3
Coding region: 94-564 (156 amino acids)
Biological process (GO): cell redox homeostasis; hydrogen peroxide catabolic process; cellular response to oxidative stress
Cellular component (GO): cytoplasm; mitochondrion; peroxisome
Molecular function (GO): thioredoxin peroxidase activity
Source: RefSeq, a predicted model, not a curated record